CCACUCUAACCAUGCGUGCGUGCCCCCGGGGGUGCGCAGCGCAGCGAUCGUUGGUGCGCUGUGUCCCUGGGACACAGCAGUUCAAGGGAAAGAGCCGAAAACGGCCAAUCACAGCUGAUCGCAUGUAAAUAAGGAAAUGCCGGUUAUCGGCAUUCCUCUCCUCACCAGCUAUCAUGCUGAAAGCUCACUGAUCAUCAGGGCACUGAUGAUUAGUGCCCUGAUGAUCAGUGUAGCCCCAGCAGUGCCACCUGUCAGUGUCCAUCAAUGCCACAUAUCAGUGCCUACCAGUGCACAUCAGUGCCACAUAUUAGUGCCCAUCUGAGCUGCCUUUCAGUGCCACCUAUCAGUGCCAGUCAGUGGUGCCAGUCAGUGGUGCCUAUCAGUGCCACCUAUCAGUGCUCCCUAUCAGUGCCAUAUAUGAAAGCUGCCUUUCAGUGCCCAUCAGUGAUGCCUGUCAAUGCACAUCAAUGCCACCUACCAGUGCCUCCUCAUCAGUGCCCAUCAGUGCUGUCUUUCAGUGCCCAUCACUGCAGCCUCAUUAGCUCACAUCAGUGAAGGAGAAAAAAUCACUUAUUUACAAAAUGUCAUAACAGAAACUAAGAAAAAACUUUUUUUUCAACAUUUUCAGUUGUUUUUGGUUUGUUUAGCAACAAAUAA
Molecule: messenger RNA, 657 nt
Organism: Staurois parvus
Lineage: Eukaryota; Metazoa; Chordata; Amphibia; Anura; Ranidae
Source: the annotation of a GenBank genome assembly